Cantharellus anzutake is the source of this 981-nucleotide messenger RNA. RefSeq lists its product as uncharacterized. Bases 81 to 587 code for a protein of 168 amino acids. Lineage: Eukaryota; Fungi; Basidiomycota; Agaricomycetes; Cantharellales; Hydnaceae. The record is from RefSeq and is a predicted model, not a curated record. The transcript is spliced from 5 exons.
CUUUCGAUGAAUUCUGUCGAUUCUGUCGAAUCUUGAAUCAUUGUGCGAACGCACCACUCUUCACUUGGACAGUUCGAUCGAUGCCUUUGCUUGCUGGGAAUUUAGCAAGCGGGAUGUGCAGCAGAUAUCUAGUCGGAAUGUGUUACCUCAUCGCCUACAUUAUUCCGCGCGCGCGGCGCUUUGUUCCUUACGCCCUUCCCUCUUACCUCGUUUCCUCUCCCUUUACUUCUUCACAUUUCCCUGCACCAUGCCCCAGAAUCUUGCUUCCUCGCCGGAGAGCGCCCGAAAGGAGCGCGGUGGAUAUCACAAGUUUUCGUGUCAAUCGUGCUACGAUUCAUCGCCGGUGUAACCGAGAUUGGAACAACGACGCGAAAUGCUCAAACUGCGAUACCUUGGGGACUCCAUGCCUCAGACGGGAACGCAACUCUGGGUCCCAUGAGUCCGGCUCGAGAAAUCAGGACAAUACUGCUGGUACUUCAACCAGGUCUGAGGUGCAUUCAGCAAUCAGAAUCGUCGUGCUCGGCAGCAACAAUAUUCUCCCAAACAUGAUACCGCACAGGAAAUAUCCCAAGGCAUCUCCGAAGUGAACCAUCAUAUCCCUGGUAUCCUCGGCGAGGGAAUAUCCACAGAAGGCUUAAGGAAUCAACUCAGCAAUGAUGAGCGCGUUAGUCCAAUGCUCGACCGAGUCCUUCGCCUUUUUGGAGCUAGCUCCGCGAAAGCAAACGGGCCCAGAGAAAGGGUGCUCCUGGAUGAGGCUAAGCAAGCUUAUGGUUUGGAGUCCGAGGAGCCCACUCUGGCUACCAUCAAGGCCACGUUCCUGUUAUCAUCAUGGUUGUCCGAGUGGAAGCCUGUAUAUGGUGAAUAUGGUUUAUGGAUUUGAACGCCCUAACAUUUCUCACUCCCAUCCCUCACAGCGGAAAAUUUGCUAGGCAAGUGGUUUUGCUCGCUGUAUGUGCGUUAGCACGUUGCUGAUAGAGUGCU